AUGCUUGGAACAGUGGCAAAUAUACCAAUUCAUUUCAGUACUUCAUCGUCGCAAACUUCCUUGCAACACAACCUUCCUCCAGAACAUACUCUUCAAUUAAAUCCAUAUUCCGAUUUGAGGGCUUUUCCAACCUCGGUAUUUCAUUCUCAGGAGCAUCCCUACGUUCAACUUCCUCAUAAUAUGAAGUUCUUGCAUGCAGGAACCAUUGGAAGAUAUUUAGCUAGAAAAGCACAUUUGUAUCCGAUGGACAAUGAUUUAGAUGCUUGCUUGUCCGAUGAAUAUGUCGAGAUGAUUAGUGAGUGCUUACAACAUUCUAACGUUGAUGUGACUCGAAAGUUGUUACAUUAUUUUGAAUCCAUCUUAAUACCAGAAAGAGAUGCUUGUUUGGUAGGUGGAAAGAUAUCAUGGGCUGAUCUUUACUUGUGGUGUUUGAUUGAUCGAGAGUACAAAAAGUUUCUUUCACUCCAUGAAAAUACUUCUCUUCAUACACAAUCGCCCGUAAAAGAAGGUCCUUCCACGUUUGUUCAAACACCAACUUUACAAUCCACAGAACCCCAUGCCACAGAAGUGAUCGACUUUACCACUCUCGACAAUGUUCGUAUGGUUCAUCUAAUUGUUCCAAAAAGGUUGGGCAAUAAAGAAUUCCGUUAG
Molecule: messenger RNA, 651 nt
Organism: Naegleria lovaniensis
Lineage: Eukaryota; Heterolobosea; Eutetramitea; Acrasida; Naegleriidae
Exons: 1
Coding region: 1-651 (216 amino acids)
Source: RefSeq, a predicted model, not a curated record